UAACAAAAGUUUAAAGAGUUGACCAAUUAAGAAAGCGUGUGAGGCAAUAGUGGCGCGAAUGUGUUGCUAAUACUAUCUUGAAUAAUUCAGCAGUGAGAACCCGUGCAGCUAGUGUAUCCAUUUGAAGACAUAAAGUGGAUAGAUUAUCCGCUUCAGUGUGCUCGAUUGGAUGAACGAAAGAGUAAACCAUCGUUACAAAAUGGGGUGUAGUAAAUUCGUAGUAGUCGGCAAUAAGCACGAGGAAAAUCGAUCUGCUUGCUCGCUGGAAGACGAUAGCAUUUCGUUGCAUUGAUACUAAUCGAAUGACCAAAGUUGCUGCUGACAUUGAGCCUCAUUAGGGCCGGAUUUCAACCUACAACGAGAUGACCCUGCAUUCGAUGAGCAAUCAUCGAAUCAAUUCCAUCGAUCCUAUAAUCCCAUUCCACGCAACUGUGGCUAACAUUGCUCGAAUCCAACAACCCAACUAAUAAUGUCAGGAUGGACAGACAAACGGAUCUCCACACAAAAUGCGGAAAAUAUCGGAUCAAAUACUGCGACCGCUGAAAAUGAAUCCAAACCAGCGGAAACCUCCGCCGGCGAGAGUCUGACGCUAUCAAGUAGAUUUCCUUUGCGUAAGAUCGGAGAUCUUUUCCGCGGCAAACUACGCAGUUCUGGCAGUUAUACGAUCAAAAGUUUCAAUCACAGUGUUGCUCAAGAGUGUAAGAUUUCGGAAUGUUUAACACUGGAUGUAGAAAACAUUUCCAGCCCGGUGAAGAAGCCUGAGCGACCAGUUCCUACCGUCGAAAUAGAGACUGAGGUCGUGAACGAAAAACCUGUCCGGAAUGGAGACGGAACAGUUACCACUGCGCCACCCGUACGACCGCGGAAAAUUACCACGCUUAAUCGAACCUUUCAGCGGAAGAGGAGUACAAAUACCAGCACCAUCGGUUACAGCAGUUCCCAGAAACCGGCAGACGUGGUAGCUGAACCGGCCGGAAAUGGCCAGAAGCGUCCCUCGAUUAGCAGUCAGGACACGGGCGUCGGAUCGGAUGUUGUGGUGGGCAAAGGUACCGGGCGGGAACGUGUAAAUUCAACAUCACACUAUUCGACGGAAAAAAGUGGCUCCUCGGGUUACUACAGUACAAAUAUCUUCUUUGCCGGUGGUUCGGUAGUGGAUGAACACAUCUACUACGAACCGGUAGACCGCGGGCGCAAACAGUCGGAAGAGGGCGCAGGAAACAAACCUACGGAAACGGUUCCCAAAAGGGAGGGUAUUUUGAAGAACAGUCGAGCUAUUCAGGAGCCUCCGCCGUCUCCAAAAAAUGAACGUCCUUUAGAACAGUACUACUAUCCGGCGACGUUGGAGAACGUCCCGAACGAUCAGACAAUCAUGCGUGCAAAGACGGUUGUCAAUGAGAAACAGCCGGAUAUUGUAGAAGGUCCGGAUGGACCCAUCCCUAGACCAAUUUGGCCGUCGGAUGCCGACGAUUCAUUGGCCGACAUAAACUUGGAAGCGUUUCGAUUGCGACACAGUAGUCAACAAAAUUUAAUCGGGUUUGAUAGCUCAGCGUCAUCAAAUUCAGAUAACGAAAUUUACUCGGUCAGUCAGAAAAAUGCGGAAGAUCAAGCGAAGAAGAAAUCUCAGUACGAGGAGUAUUUGGAAUUUCAUAACACGCGGAACAUUUUGGAGCAGAUCCGGGGGAAACUGGAUACACUGCUGGAUCAACGGAAUGAGAACCUGCGAGCAAAUUCUGGAAAUGAUCAUACGAUGCCGACACCGGCAGAAAUUGAGCUGGAGGAGAAAAUAGCCAAUUUGAAAGCGGAUCUUGAAGAGUAUCUGCGUUCUAUGAACCAACAAAACGAGAACGAGAUUAAUCGGUUCGUUAAGGGAAUGUCCAAAGAUGCCAAGGUAAUGGCCGUUCAAAAUGCUGUCGAACAUCGGAACCGCUCACGAAGCUCUUCAAUUCAGCUGGAGAAUGAAUAUGAGGUUAUGGACAAUCCAAGACCUCGUCAAUCGUUUUACACUGUACAUCCUCAACGGAUUAUGAAGAGUUAUUCCAGACAGGAAAGAGGACCAGCUGAUCAACAGUCGCAUUUUGAGACGGUAUACGUGCAGGAUGGAUUUGAUAUACGUCAGUUAAACCGACCGGUUCCAAAUCCGUUUGCUCAGGAAGCUCGCACGACGCAGAUUUUACACAGCCAGCAGCAGAACCUGCGGGCUAUGUGCAGUCAGAAGCGUUACCUAACUAGUGAUGAAAUAAAGGUGUGCAAUAGUUUUGAGGGUCGCGGACGAAGACCGAGCCGAGUGUCGAUUGAGGUGCCCGGUAGGGGGAGGGAUGGUGUUCAUGUUGUGGGUGGUGGUGGUGGUGGAGGAAUGGACGGUCGUCAUAGGCGGCAGUCGGAAAUUAGCAAUAGUAAUAAUCUAGGAAAAAGUUCUGAUGUGAGUGGUUUUACGCUGCAACGAGUGAUUUUGAUGGAAAGCUUAGGUAAAAGUGGGAAGCUAUUCGGUGAUAAGGAAAAGAUGCUGCUAGAGUAUCAUCUCAACAAGCCGAGCUACUGGGAGCUGUACUAUGGUGCUAACCGUGAGGAGCAUAAUCCACACCACACGCUGAUAAGGAAGGUGAAGAUUGGAGGAAAGAACGCGAUAUCUGUUUCUUAUCCCUCAACCCGGCCGGAGUCGGACUUUACGCUGGAUCUGCCGCGCGCCGAGCAGCUGCGGGUCAAGAUGAAAAAGGAAAAGCAAUUCCGUACCCGGUGCCGAUGGUUCUUCUACUUCCUUAGUGUGGUGUUCUUCCUGCUGUCCGUGAUGGUGGUCAGCCUGAUACUGACCCGAGGCAAGCGGAUGUUUGGCAGCAUGAUUUGACGGUUCCUGUCCAGGACGAAGGCUGCUGUGUCGGGGGUGUGCUCCUCCCGUUUCGAACUGCCCAACCAUUGUUUUCAUCUAUAGAUGCCAUCGGUGCUGUGUUGUGCUUUCCAGCAGUAGGUUCAGCCUAUGUUCGUCCUUCCAUAUUUUUAUUCGACGCGAUGGACGGACAGUCGGCGGCCACUGUUUUGUUUUAGCUUUGUAGACAAAUUUUACUAGAAUGUAUUUAUUAUGUGAUAAGCCGGAUCUUGAACAUGCUAUUUCAGUUGGAAA
This is a messenger RNA of Topomyia yanbarensis, 3115 nucleotides long. RefSeq lists its product as uncharacterized. The record is from RefSeq and is a predicted model, not a curated record. NCBI's taxonomy places the organism in Eukaryota, Metazoa, Arthropoda, Insecta, Diptera, Culicidae. Bases 470 to 2842 code for a protein of 790 amino acids. The transcript is spliced from 4 exons.